AUGUACCAUGAAUUGAUCCUCACUGUCAAAGAGUACAUGUCGACCGUCACAGCAGUGGGUCCACACAACUCAGCGGCGUCUUCUACUCUGUCAAAGAAGAAGACUACUCGCAACGUGAAUACCGUGUCACAGAACAAGAAUUCAACUGUCACAUGGAAAUCGAAGCGCAGAUCACCGCAGGCCGCGCGCGCUGCCGUGGAAAAACAACACGAACAAGAGCACAACAAUCUAUCGCGACAGAAGCGAGAAGUUGAAGUGGGAUCAUCCGUGGUGCGACGGCCUGCUGUCACCGGUCCUUGA
Aspergillus glaucus CBS 516.65 is the source of this 300-nucleotide messenger RNA. RefSeq lists its product as uncharacterized. The coding region runs from base 1 to 300 and encodes 99 amino acids. NCBI's taxonomy places the organism in Eukaryota, Fungi, Ascomycota, Eurotiomycetes, Eurotiales, Aspergillaceae. The transcript has 2 exons. The record is from RefSeq and is a predicted model, not a curated record.